UUUUCGAUGUGAAAUCUUUUCCAACAAAAACAUUCGAAUUAUCGUGCAAGAUUUAUUUAUUUAUCCAAAUACGACAAAAAGAAGCAUAUAAUAACAGCAACAUAAACAAGAAAAACAGCUACAUUCAACACAUUUUGAGAAUUAAUAUUCGGUGACCGAUUAAUGCCAUUUUACGUGGUGUCAAGUCACAACACACAAAUUACAAAAUUACUGAUGAUGGUGAUGGAUCCAAAUUCAGUCAACGAACAAACGGGCGUUCACCAAGUUGUAAAAAAUUGAUGUGAAUAAAAUAACAAGCAAGCAUAUUUGGAACACGUACACAUUUGUAGACAGAGAGUUCAAAUGCACAUCGAAGGGUUUCACACAUAAAAUUUUCUUCGUCGUCGUCGUCAUUGGUUGGAUAGACACACAUGGAAAAAAUUAAUCGAUUCAAAUCAAAUCAUGAAGAAACCUUGAUGCUUUUUUCUCCCAUCACAAUGCUUGAUUGGCAAACAUUUACGUUUUUUAUAUAUUUUGAUUCAUUGUUUCAACAACAACAAUAUUCGUGCAUCACAUGUAAACAAGUUGAACGAACAACAACAGCGAAAAAAUUUAAAUCAAAAUGGAAUCACAAAUCUGUUGAAUGAAUCUCAUGAACUAUAUUGAUUAAUUGGAACGCAGAUCUCAAUCACAUCUUGGUUUUGUGUGUGUGUGUGUGUGUUUCAUUUAUCCAUUCAUCGUUAAACACACACACAUAAACAGUAGUAGUAUUGGACUUUUGUAUUUAAAGUAAAAUUUAAACGGCACCAUUUUCAACAAACAACAGCAGCAAGCAUUUGCUUUAAAUGGCAAUGAAAAAAUGAAGGAAAAUUCCAACGACAUGACAAUAAACAAUGGCGAGUCGCGAAAAAAAAGUCCAUCCAUUGUCACCAUCAUCAACUAGAUUUAGAUUUAGAGAAAAGUCAAAAGAACCUAAUUUGGCCGUGUAAAACGAAUGACGAUGUCGAUUUUCGAAAAGUUUUUCCUUUUCAUUUCAUUACAUUCACUUCUUAUCUAUUGAAAAUCGUCGAAAAAAAAACAAAAUGAAAUUCGAUCCAUCUUUCAUGUUUAUCAUAAAAAAAAUUGGUGAUGGAGAUGUAACAAUAAGCCAAUGAUUUGAUAAGAAAAAUCAAAUUUAUCAAUCAAUUUUGCCUUGAUAAUAUUGUUGUAUUGAAUCCAAUGGACCAGACACCAUAUAAACACACACACACACCAAAAAUUUCAAUGAAUAAACCAUAAACCAAAUAGAUCGGAUUGAAUGUUUCUCCUCAAAACACGCACCAUAAAUCGGCAUCACCAUCAUCAGUUAUGAUCAUUGAUUUGAUUGAAAUUAUUUUUCAACUCAUUCGUUUUUUCUUAUCAUUUGAAUGUCGAUAUUGUUGAAUCCAAUAAUUUUAAAAUGGAAAAUGGUGUCAAAUGUAAUGAGGAUGCCAAUGAGAAAAUAUUGGCCACCGAUCAGGCGAUCAUUUCAUGCCAUACCUGUUGCUAUCCUCGUCAUUGUCAUUUGGAUGCAAACACCAUUUUUGUCUGUAAUCAAACCAUGUUUGGCUGAAAAUGUUUCCGAUAAUGGCCUUUCACAUUCAUUAUCCAACAAUAAUGGUGUUAAUGACAAGAAUCCAUUUUGGUCAACGUCAACAAUCAGACAUGAAAUUGAUUAUAUGAUGAUCUCAACGGAUAAUGAUGAAUCAUGUACAUCGGAUGAUGGUGAUUUGGGAUCAUCAACGGCUACUACAAUCAUGAAUCAACCGGUAGCUUCAAACUAUAAAGAUAUUGAAUUGGAAAUGUCAACAUUAGCGGCAACCACUUCUACUUGGACAUCGACAACAACGAUGAGACCCAAAACUUUGGAAAUGGUUCGAAAAAAAGUAAAAAAUGGUACCCAUUAUCAAAUCGGUAUGAUCAAUAACAUGUCAGAUAUUGUCAAAUUGGUUCGAUUUGUAUUGUUACGUGGACAUAUCGUUCUGGAUGCAUCACAUCGUGUUCUAGUCAAGAAUGAAUCACGUAUCGAUCGUUUAAUGGACUAUCUACAUGAUAUUCAAUUACGUCGUGGUAAAUAUCGUAUCUUGCCAAUGGAAGAUCGUGAUCUAGCUUGUCAAUAUAUAGCGGAUACAAAAUUGCAUAUAAAAAAAUUAUGUCGAGCCGCUACAUUUGAUUGUCUUUCCGCUAGUGAAUUGAUACAAAUGUUACCAUCAUCCACAAAGACAUUCCAUCAAGCAAUCACACGUUUAUGUCCAUUAUUAUUGUUUCGACAAUCUCGGCCAAUUUGCGUAUCGGAUGUAAAAAAAUUAUUGGAUGCUGCAAAUUCCAAUAAAAAAAUACAAUUAGUUGAACCAAGUAUUGAACGUGUAUGGAUAUUCGGUGUGCUGUUUGUCACCAUUUCGAUUCUAGUAUCAAUGGGUGGUUUGAUCCUAUUACCAGUGGUAAAAAAAUCAUCCCGAAUGACAAUAUUGACAUUUUUCGAAGGUUUAGCUGUUGGUGGUCUUUGUGGAAGUGCCAUUCUGCAUCUAUUUCCAGAAGCAUUUGAUAUCGUGGAUGAAAAAUAUCGUACAUAUUUCUGGAAUACAACCUGUAUAUUUUGUGGCAUCUAUUUUUCUUAUUGUAUUGAAAUUCUGAUUAAAAUUCUUAAAACUCAUUAUGGACGUAAUCGUAGGAAACGUGUACCGUCCGUUAUAUUUCGCGAUGAUGAUGUUAACAUUGAAAAUCUACGCUAUUCACCUGCUGCUGCCACCACCAACAAUCCAAUUCGUUUGCCAACACCAGAUCCAUAUAAUAAUGAUGAUGAUGAUGAUGAUGAAAUCAGUGAUCCAGAAGAUUAUCAAAGUGAACAGGAAUUGGAUUUUAAUUUUGAUGAUCAUCAACCAAAAAUAGUGAUGGAAUCGACGACAACAUCAUCAUCGAAUAAUGGUAGUCAGAAUAAAAUGGCCCUUACAAAUUCAACACGUGAUCAAUUGGUUCAAUGUUUAUCGACAGUGAAUGUGAUAGCACCACCAUCAUUGUUGAUUACCCCGAGACAAACACCACCAACGAUACGUCGUUCAUCUAAAGAACGUAUGGUACGUAGUGUUGCAUUACGACGGCAAGAUCAUGAAACAUCAACAAUCGUUAUUGAUACUGUAGCUUGGAUGAUUGUACUUGGUGAUGCAUUAUUGAAUUUUAUUGAUGGCCUUUCUAUUGGUGCUGCAUUUGAUCGAAAUAUUCUGGCCGGUAUGAGUAUAUCGGUGGCCGUAAUGUUGGAAGAGGUAACCCAUCGUCUUGGUACAUUUGCCGUACUUAUACGUGCUGGAAUGUCGAUGAAACAAAGUUUUUUCUAUAUUUUUCUAUCGGCAUGUAGCUGCUAUCCAGGAUUAGCAUUAGGUAUUGUAUUGGGCGAUGAAGCUGAAGAUGCUAGUCCCUAUAUUUUUGCAUUAUCAGGUGGAUUCUUUCUAUACAUGGCCCUCGUCGAUGUAAUGAAAGCAAUGACCAGAACAAUGGAAAAUGCAUCUAGAAAAAAUCUUCGUUCAUUAUUGCGGAUAUUAGCAUUACAGAAUAUUGGUAUAGUCAUUUCAGCAAUAUCAUUGGCAUUAUUGGCAUUCUAUGAAAAAGAGAUGGAUUUCGAAGUACAAGAAAUGGAUGAAAUACGUAAAAAUUCUUUCGUGUAAACAUAAUUACACCAAAUCAAAUGAAAUGAAAAAAACCGACGAAAAAGGAUUAAUGAAAAAAUCAUU
This is a messenger RNA of Dermatophagoides farinae (American house dust mite), 3722 nucleotides long. Lineage: Eukaryota; Metazoa; Arthropoda; Arachnida; Sarcoptiformes; Pyroglyphidae. The record is from RefSeq and is a predicted model, not a curated record.